Messenger RNA from Spodoptera litura, 2622 nucleotides. RefSeq names its product lysosomal proton-coupled steroid conjugate and bile acid symporter SLC46A3-like. Gene Ontology annotation, molecular function: transmembrane transporter activity. Gene Ontology annotation, cellular component: membrane. Gene Ontology annotation, biological process: transmembrane transport. NCBI's taxonomy places the organism in Eukaryota, Metazoa, Arthropoda, Insecta, Lepidoptera, Noctuidae. The record is from RefSeq and is a predicted model, not a curated record.
CGUACAGUGUAACACUGGCCGUCUAGUUUAAGUGACACGACCUGGCUGGAGAAGAAAAAAACAAAAAGGUGCCAGUCGCUGGACAGUCGCUGACCAGAACGGCCACACAGAACAAUGGCUCAACUCAAGACCACAUAAAUUAAACGAAAAAAAUAAAAGAACCACAAUACAUUUAGUGGCAACUUUAAUCACCUAAAACAAAGGACUUUAUCUAAUUGGAAUUCUACAUUAUCAUUAUAAACGAGUAAUUGAUACCAAACAGAUAUGUUGGUGAGACAAAUAAGGCAACCAUUCUGUCUAUCAAUGUUUCAGACAUAAUGUGGUAUCAAACAUCGCAACAGUGACGGUCGGUCGUGCUCGAGUGCUGUUUAUAAACAAUGAUAGUGAUAUUAUAGUCAUAUUUUGAAUUAAUCCGUCAACAGAAAAAAAAACGAAAAUGGCGGAAGAAAAAACAAAGCCAGUCGAUACGGAAGAAAAGCCAUUGAACAAGGAUGCCAUUCCUAGCCUGUAUAAAGACAAAAGUUUCAGAGAAAAGUUGAGAUAUAUUAAGGACAACAUCACUGUGGAACCAUUGUUAGCUGGUCUGAUCAUUCCAAGUAUUAUUUCAAGGUUUGCUAUGGGAAAUCUUAAUUUGGACAAAGCGUGUCGUGUUAAUUUUGGUUUUGGAGACGAGAUUUGUGAUGCGUUAGUAAGUAAGACGAGUAAGAACUUUACGGAGUACGAGCAGGCGGUGCAGCAGCUGAUCUCUUCAAUAGACAUUUGGAAGAGUGUGAUCUCAACGGCGUUACCAUGUAUUAUAAUAAUGUUCCUAGGAGCGUGGAGUGAUAGAACAGGGAAACGAAAACUAAUUAUAUUACUUCCAAUUUACGGAGAACUGUUAACGUCGAUAAAUAAUUUAGUAAAUGUCUAUUUCUUCUAUGAGAUUCCUGUGCAAGUUACGGUGUUCUUAGAGACGCUAUUUCCAGCCAUUACUGGUGGUUGGGUGACAAUGUUUUUGGGUGUAUUCAGUUACAUUAGUGAUAUUACUUCGGAAGAGUCCAGAACAUUUAGAGUGGGUCUUGUGAACUUUUGUAUGACCGCCGGUCUGCCUAUUGGUAUCGGUAUCAGUGGGUUUUUGCUGCAGAGGAUGGGAUACUAUGGACUAUUCACAUUGACAAGUGGACUGUUUUCCCUUGUGCUGAUGUAUGGCACUUUCUGCUUGAAGGAGCCUGAUCAGUGGCUUCAGGAGAAAGGACUGCCACCGAUCGAGAGAACUAUAGACAAUAAUGUAUCGUUUUUCGAUCUAUCCCACGUGGCGGAGACGAUAGCUGUCGCCUUCAGACCUCGUACUAAGAACAAGAAGACGAAGAUCCUGCUCACUCUGCUGAUGGUAUUCCUACUCUUCGGACCUACUUCGUCGGAACAUGGAGUGUUCUACCUGUUCGUCAGGAACCGUCUCAACUGGGACAUGGUCAAGUAUGGAGUCUACGUCAGCUACUCCAUUGUACUACAUUCAUUUGGUGCGAUGUUUUCCAUCACUGUACUGAGCAAACGUCUGCAGGUUGAUGAUUGCUUGCUGUGUUUCAUUUCUGUUAUCAGCAAGAUCGCCGGGUCCAUAUGGACUGCAUUCGUCACGACCGACAUUGAAAUGUAUUUGGUGCCUGUCGCUGAGCUACUAAAUGCCACAACAUUUACGUCACUGCGUUCCAUCAUAUCCAAGUUGGUGGAAAAACAGGAGAAUGCCAAAGUGAACUCAUUGUUCUCCCUAACGGAGACGACAGCAGCACUGGUGUUUCAUCCGUUCUACUCGUGGAUGUACAUGAAGACGCUGCAUUCGUUGCCAGGAGCAGUGUUCCUCGCCAGCGCCGCUAUUGCCAUACCACCGUCUAUUAUUCUUCUACUCUUCUACAUCCAGAAUAAGUUAGGACUGAAGAACUUAAGAAAGAUUGCUUUAGAAGCCGAAGAGAAGAAAGAUGCAAAAGAAGCCGAAAGUAAGAAGGCAGAUCCUUUAACUUUCGUCCCUUCAAAGAUGGAGAAGGAAAAGAUUCAAAUGGGAAAGAAUAUUUAGAAUUAAGAAGUAGAAGAAAUAAGAGUUUGUCAGAUAUGAAUAUAAGUAAAAGGUUUUAAAUUUUAAUUUAAAUCAGAGGGCGCCACUAAAAUUAUACAUAAUUUCAGACAGCUAUCUAAGAAGUGAUUUGUUUAUUAGUAGGUAUAUAUUUGUAACAAGUUCUUAGUUCGCUGUUUCAUUGCUGAUUGGAUUAUUUUGGUGUAUAUAUAUAUGUACUUUUGAAAGUACCUAUUAUGUGUAAGGGUGUUUCCAUGAAUAUAUGGUACCUAUCUGUGCAGGUUCUUACAAAAACCUAGUAGUUUUUACAUAUAAGUGAACUUUUCAUUGAUCGGUACAGACCCACCCGUACCGUUAACCUGUUUCCUUACGUUAGUUUUUUGGGAUAAUUUAUUAAAGAUAUAAAUAAAUGACUACUAAAUACAUCAAGUUUGUUAUGUUUAAACUUUUUAUUCAUAUUUUUGUGUUUUAUGAUUCAAUCAAAAGUAGACCUUAAGAUAAGAAUAUAAUCGAAUUAUUUUAGCAUACUUGAGUCCAUGUGUCGUGUAUGUUCUUUUUUAAAUGUUAUAUAACCUGCA